AUGCAGUCCAUCAUCCUCACAUCCCUCCUCGCCACCGCCGUGAGCGCCAACUUCAUGGCCCACCCCCUCAUGAAGCGCGAUCUCCUCGCCCCGCGCGCAACCGCCCCAGCCGUCGGCGGCAUCACUGUAGAGUGCCAAACCGCCAUCCUCGACGUCUACAAGAC
This is a messenger RNA of Fusarium tjaetaba, 164 nucleotides long. RefSeq names its product infection structure specific. The transcript has a single exon. Lineage: Eukaryota; Fungi; Ascomycota; Sordariomycetes; Hypocreales; Nectriaceae. The annotation marks the transcript as partial. The record is from RefSeq and is a predicted model, not a curated record.